UUCCGCUUCCGCCGCCGCCGCCAUUAGCGCCAGGCCCGCUGCCGGUGCUGCCGCGGGCCCGGUGCCGCCGCCAUGGGCGCUCACCUGGGCCGGCGCUACCUGUGGGACGCCGAGGCCGAGCCCGACCCGCUGCACAUGCCGUCUUUCCCCGCCGACCUGGGCAUGCCGCUCCGCCAGCCGCGCUCCAUGGUGGCCUCGGCGGCGCAGCUGGCGCAGGGCCGCGUGCCGCUGGAGCAGCGGGAUUUCUGCGGGCACCACCUGCUGCGGCUGCUGCGCUGCCAGCGCGACAACUUCCCCGUGCCAUGGGGCUGCCACGCGCUGCGCCACGCCUGGGACAGCUGCCAGCACGAGGACUACGUGAUGCGCAUGAAGGAGUUUGAGCGCGAGCGGCGCCUGCGGCUGCGGCAGCAACGGCUGCGACGGCGGCGCGGGGACAGCGACGGGGACAGCGAGUGACACCGGGGACAGCGACGGGGACAGCGAGUGACACCCGGGAACACUAAGUGACACCGUGCUGACACCGCAGUGACACCGAGUAACACCCGGGACACCACGGUGACACCAAGUGACACCUGGGAACACUGAGUGACACCGAGUGACACUGCAGUGACACCGGGUACACCACGGUGACAUCCAGUGACACCGUGGUGACGGUGACACGAGGCCACCCCGCGCAAUAAAGCUGUCAAGUGACA
Vidua macroura (Pin-tailed whydah) is the source of this 695-nucleotide messenger RNA. RefSeq names its product NADH:ubiquinone oxidoreductase subunit B7 (gene NDUFB7). The transcript is spliced from 3 exons. Bases 73 to 456 code for a protein of 127 amino acids. Gene Ontology annotation, cellular component: mitochondrion. The record is from RefSeq and is a predicted model, not a curated record. Lineage: Eukaryota; Metazoa; Chordata; Aves; Passeriformes; Viduidae.